AUUAUGAAUGUUACUACAUGACAUAUAUACUUACAUCAUGUAUAUAUUACAUGUUAUUAUGAAUGUUACUACAUGACAUAUAUACACGCACACACACGUAUACACGCACACACACACACAAACAGACACGCCCUUAGUGCGUGACGACCAAUCAGUGGCGCCGUUACAAUGAUCGACGUCAUUGGUUGUCGCGGCGCCACUGAUUUCUUCCAAUGAGGCGUCAACAAGCAAAAGUAGCCAAUGAUCGCGCAGGAAGGCGGGACUUAACCAGGAAGUGGAGCGCAUUACAAUGAGCUCGCUCACAAUACAAACGACUAUGAUGUCAUUGAAAUGAACAUUUUGCGUGACUACGUACUGGCGUGUUCCCCGCGGCUUUAAAAGAAACACGUCCCGCGAGUGGAGGAUGGAGAGGGAGGGGCCGUCCUCGUUAGGGCCACCAAGACCGGAUGGAAGCCUCACUCGGACACCCAGUCACGUGACUUAGUCAGGCUCGGACGUCUUCGGAGAGUGACAGGUCGUGCAGGACCAUCUUGCUCUCCGGCCGCCUACCACAAGGCAGAUGAUGAGAUGUCAGGCAGCAGGUCACAGGCGGAGCCCCUAGAUGCCACCGCACGCACCGUGCUGCUCAACCACGCCCAGGCCACCAAGUUCUGUGACAACCACGUCAGCACCACCAAGUAUGGAGUCCUCACCUUCCUUCCCCGCUUCCUCUACGAGCAGAUCAGGAGGGCCGCCAACUCCUUCUUCCUCUUCAUCGCACUCAUGCAGCAAAUCCCUGACGUGUCCCCGACGGGUCGCUACACCACCCUGGUGCCUCUCAUCUUCAUCCUGACGGUGGCGGGCAUCAAGGAGAUCAUCGAGGACUACAAGAGACACACGGCAGACAACACCGUCAACAACAAGAAGACCACAGUGUUGCGUAACGGAGCAUGGACCACCAUCGUGUGGAAACAGGUGGCAGUAGGAGACAUCGUGAAGGUGACCAAUGGCCGCCACCUCCCGGCUGACAUGGUCCUGGUGUCGUCCAGUGAACCUCAGGCCAUGUGCUACACCGAGACCUCCAACCUGGACGGUGAGACCAACUUGAAGAUCAGACAGGGUCUUUCCCUCACCGCCGCCUUCCAGACCUUGGAGGAUCUGAUGACCUUGUCCGGUCGUCUGGAGUGCGAGGGUCCAAACCGACACCUGUACGACUUCACCGGGACUCUGCGGCUGGACAACCACAAUCCUGCUCCUCUAGGUCCAGACCAGGUCCUGCUGCGUGGCGCCCAGAUCCGGAACACGCAGUGGGUGGUGGGGAUCGUGGUCUACACCGGCCACGACUCCAAGCUGAUGCAGAACUCCACCAAGGCCCCGCUGAAGCGCUCCAACGUGGAGAGAGUCACUAACAUGCACAUCCUGGUCCUGCUGGCCAUCCUCAUGGUCAUGGCCCUCAUCAGCUCUGUGGGCGCCGCCAUCUGGAACACUCAGCACACACAAACAUCCUGCUGGUACCUCUCACGCGGCGGAGACAUCUCAGCUAACUUUGCCUACAACCUUCUGACCUUCAUCAUCUUGUACAACAACCUGAUCCCCAUCAGCCUGCUGGUCACCUUGGAGGUGGUGAAGUUCACACAGGCGCUCUUCAUCAACUGGGACAUGGAGAUGUACUACGCAGAGACCGACACACCUGCCAUGGCUCGCACCUCCAACCUGAAUGAGGAGCUUGGCCAGGUGAAAUAUUUGUUUUCUGACAAAACGGGCACCCUCACCUGUAACGUGAUGACCUUCAAGAAGUGCACCAUCGCUGGCAUCACCUACGGACACUUUCCUGAUCUCGACUGUGAUCCAUCCAUGGAGGACUUCAGCAACCUGCCAGCCAGCAGCAACAACUCCACAGACUUUGAUGAUCCAACUCUCAUGGACAACAUAGAAAAAGGACAUGCGACGGCUCCUCACAUCUGUGAGUUCCUGACCAUGAUGGCGGUGUGCCACACGGUGGUGCCGGAGCAGGAGGACCAGCAGCUGGUCUACCAGUCCUCCUCCCCAGACGAGGGCGCCCUGGUGAAAGGAGCCAAAGGUCUGGGCUUUGUUUUCACCGCCAGGACGCCCAACUACGUCAUCAUGGAGGCGCGAGGCAAGGAGCUGAGCUACGAGCUGCUGAACGUUCUGGAGUUCUCCAGCAACCGCAAGCGCAUGUCGGUGGUGGUGCGGACCCCCCACGGCAGGCUCCGCCUCUACUGCAAAGGGGCGGACAACGUGAUCUUUGAACGCCUCACGGAGGACUCGCAGUACAAGGACUUGACCAUGGCUCACCUGGAGCAGUUUGCCACUGAAGGCCUGAGAACUCUGUGCUUCGCCUACGUGGACUUGGAGGAGGACGCCUACCAGGACUGGCUGCAGGACUACACCCGGGUCAGCACCGUGCUGAAGGACCGAGCUCUCAAACUGGAGGAGUGUUACGAGCGGCUGGAGAAGAACCUCCUGCUGCUGGGGGCCACCGCCAUAGAGGACCGCCUCCAGGCUGGCGUCCCUGAGACCAUCGCCACUCUCAUGAGGGCCAACAUCAAGAUCUGGGUCCUCACUGGAGACAAGCAGGAGACUGCCAUCAACAUUGGUUACUCGUGUCACCUGAUCACACACGGCAUGUCCCUCAUCAUCAUCAACGAGGACUCUCUGGAUGCGACUCGUGCCACGCUGACCAAUCACUGCUCGUCUCUGGGAGAGUCUCUGCGCAAGGAGAAUGAGUUGGCUCUGAUCAUGGACGGCCAGACUCUGAAGUACGCACUUUCCUUCGAGCUGAGACACGCCUUCUUGGACCUGGCUCUGUCCUGCAAGGCUGUCAUCUGCUGCAGGGUGUCUCCCCUGCAGAAGAGUGAGAUCGUGGACAUGGUGAAGAAGCAGGUGAAGGCCAUCACACUGGCCAUAGGUGACGGUGCCAACGACGUGGGUAUGAUCCAGACUGCUCACGUGGGUGUGGGCAUCAGUGGCAAUGAAGGCAUGCAGGCCACCAACUCCUCCGACUACUCCAUCGCACAGUUCUGCUACUUGGAGAAGUUGCUGCUGGUCCAUGGAGCGUGGAGUUACAACCGAGUCACCAAGUGUAUUCUCUACUGCUUCUACAAGAACGUGGUGCUCUACAUCAUUGAGCUGUGGUUUGCCUUCGUCAAUGGCUUCUCGGGUCAGAUCCUGUUUGAGCGCUGGUGCAUCGGCCUCUACAAUGUGAUGUUUACUGCACUUCCUCCCUUUACUUUGGGGAUCUUUGACCGUCCGUGCAGCCAACAGAACAUGCUUCGCUUCCCUCAGCUUUACCGCAUUACCCAGAAUGCAGAGGGCUUCAACAGCAGGGUGUUCUGGGGUCACUGCAUCAAUGCACUGAUUCACUCCAUCAUUCUCUUCUGGUUCCCUCUCAAGAUGUUGGAGCAUGACUCUCCCUUUGACAACGGCCAAGGCAACGACUACUUGUUUGUGGGCAACAUGGUUUACACGUAUGUGGUGGUCACCGUCUGUCUGAAGGCUGGCAUGGAGACCACCGCUUGGACCAAGUUCUCGCACCUGGCAGUGUGGGGCAGCAUUGUCCUCUGGCUGUUCUUCUUCGGGGUCUACUCCGCCAUCUGGCCCACCCUCCCCAUCGCCCCCGACAUGCUAGGCCAGGCUGCCAAGGUGAUGCAGUGCUGGUACUUCUGGCUGGGUCUGGUCCUGGUGCCCACCGUCUGUCUGCUCAAAGACUUUGUCUGGGCCUCGACACGUCGCAGCGUCAACAAGUCUCUCCUGGAGGUGGUUCAGGAGCUGGAGGCGCGUGCCGUGGACCCGGGUGCUGCUGUGUUGAGGGACACCAGCGGGCGCAGUCUGAACGAACAAGCCCAUCUCCUGACAAGAGUUCGUAAGACAGCGUCCAGUCUAGGACGCUCCAAGUCGGUGCAGAAAACUGUCACCCACGGCUACGCCUUCUCCCAGGAGGAACACGGUGUGGUGUCUCAAUCCCAGGUGGUGCGCUCAUACGACACCACCCGCCAGCGGCCCAGCGUUUAGCCACGCCCCCCCCCCAGGACCUCAUUUAGCCACGCCCCCCAGGACCUCAUUUAGCCACGCCCCUUUAGGGCCUCCUUGACGUGGCCUUACUGGGACCCUGACCUAACUGCUGCUCUUAGUGGACAUGAUGGCGAUACUCUUCCAUCAUCUCAUGAUGGCGAUACUCUUCCAUCAUCUCAUGAUGGCGAUACUCUUCAAACCUCUCAUGAUGGCGAUACUCUUCAAACCUCUCAUGAUGGCGAUACUCUUCCAUCAUCCCAUGAUGGCGAUACUCUUCAAACCUCUCAUGAUGGCGAUACUCUUCCAUCAUCCCAUGAUGGCGAUACUCUUCAAACCUCUCAUGAUGGCGAUACUCUUCAAACCUCUCAUGAUGGCGAUACUCUUCAAACCUCUCAUGAUGGCGAUACUCUUCAAACCUCUCAUGAUGGCGAUACUCUUCCAUCAUCUCAUGAUGGCGAUACUCUUCAAACCUCAAGUUCCGCCCACGCUUGGCAUGACACGUCCAAUCAGAGACUGAUGAUGACGUUUAGCCUGUGUUGGAUUUAUGGUGUGUGUGUGUGUGUGUGUGUGUGUGUGUGUGUGUGUGUGUGUGUGUGUGUGUGUGUGUGUGUGUGUGUGUGUGUGUGUGUGUGUG
Nerophis lumbriciformis (worm pipefish) is the source of this 4645-nucleotide messenger RNA. The record is from RefSeq and is a predicted model, not a curated record. Lineage: Eukaryota; Metazoa; Chordata; Actinopteri; Syngnathiformes; Syngnathidae.